GUACCUCCACCACUCGCCUCUACAUUGUCAGACAUGCAUCAUAUCACGCAUCAUCUGAAAGACCAAUCUAAUCUGACGCCAUACUACAGCGCAGCCACUCAGCACGAAUUUCUUACAGCUGCUGGUACAUUGAGCCUAUCUCCAGGCCGUCUUGCACUGUGGCUCGGUCAGGAUCGCAUUUAUGCGGCACACGCAUAUCCGCGUUUUAUUGGUCUGCUCAUAUCAAAAAUUCCCUUCGAUGGACCAGCCGUUGAGGAGGAAUUGAACAGAGAGACUCUCGCCCUGCUGAUAAUAUGCUUGGAGGGAGUUAUUCGCGAGGUUGCUUUCUUUGAAGGGGUCGCAAAGGAAUGGAACUUGGAUAUCGACGGUUGGAUAGAGCGGAAAGGCACACGAGAUUACACAGCUGAGAUGGCAAGGGUAGCUUCUGUUGGUUCGUUGGAAGAGGGGCUCGUGUUUCUAUGGGCAAUGGAACAGGUAUACCUCGACGCAUGGAAGUAUGUAAAAUCCCUGCUCCCUCUUCAAAGUGACUCAGAAAACGAUACUGCGAAUGCGAUCCGCCAACUAACAAACAACUGGACGACUCCGGAGUUUGAAGAAUUUGUCCAGAAGCUGGAGGAUCUGGCAAACAAGCACUUCGCGAGACGUCACCAUGGUCAUUCGCACUCAGCUGUACGUGCGAUGGAGAGUAUUUGGGCGAGAGUUGUGGAACUUGAGGAGAUGUUUUGGCCCGAGGACGGAGAGGACACCCGUUUGAGCUCUAAAGCCUCUUGAGGUCGAACACGUGGAUUCUUUGGAAAAUAACGGUGCUUGAUUAGCAUAGCAGUAUGGGAGUUCGUGUAUUAUAGUGUCUGCCGGACCAGUAUGCUGAUAGUUCAAUUAUAUUCAGACGAAAGAUUGAGAAGACGAGCCUCAACCCGGACCCUCCGACAAGGCAUGUCGGAGUCCUCAGGUAAGUCUCGCUAAUUGAAAUUUC
Molecule: messenger RNA, 973 nt
Organism: Suillus subalutaceus
Lineage: Eukaryota; Fungi; Basidiomycota; Agaricomycetes; Boletales; Suillaceae
Product: heme oxygenase-like protein
Exons: 2
Coding region: 34-771 (245 amino acids)
Source: RefSeq, a predicted model, not a curated record